This is a messenger RNA of Ziziphus jujuba (common jujube), 4179 nucleotides long. RefSeq lists its product as uncharacterized. The record is from RefSeq and is a predicted model, not a curated record. Gene Ontology annotation, molecular function: ATP binding; protein serine/threonine kinase activity. The transcript is spliced from 14 exons. Gene Ontology annotation, biological process: protein phosphorylation. The coding region runs from base 35 to 4051 and encodes 1338 amino acids. NCBI's taxonomy places the organism in Eukaryota, Viridiplantae, Streptophyta, Magnoliopsida, Rosales, Rhamnaceae.
GCUAGCUGCUAGCUCUACCAUAUGUGAAACAAAGAUGGCCAAUUUUCAAGGUCUUGUAAAACCCAUUCCCUUGCUUUCUCUUUAUCUUCUACUAGCCCUCCUUUCCUACCUUGCCUAUGCUGAUCCUCCUUAUCAGCUAUGCCCAAACAAUACCAGUAUCUAUGCAAAUAACACUCCCUUUCAGAAAAACCUCAACAAUCUACUCCAAUCUUUGGUCUCAAAUGCUUCUGCUUCUAAAUUCUUCAAUACCACUUCCGGAAAUUACCCAGACGAAGUUUUCGGUUCGUACAUGUGCCUCAACUAUGUUACGAACCAAAGUUGCCAGGAUUGCAUGGUAACUGCCUCUCAGGCAAUUGUUAGUCUCUGUCCCCAAAUGAAAGAGGCUGUUGUGUAUGAGGAAGUAUGUCAGUUGCGCUACUCAAAUCGGAAUUUCUUCGGCCAAUUGAAUGUCUCCGGCAACAUUGGCAAAGGCAAUCAUUUCCAUAUUUCGGAGCCGGAAAAGUUUAAGUCGGUUGUGAAUAAGACGUUGCAGAAUCUUACUAAGGAAGCAGCUUUUAAUCUCUCAGCCAAAAUGUAUGCUGUUGGACAUGUUCCCUAUACUGAUAGAACCUUAUUGAGAACCUUAUAUGCUCUAGUGCAGUGCGCUAGAGACUUGUCGGCCAAUGACUGUGAUAUAUGCCUCCAAAAGGCCAUUGAAGACAUUUUAUAUGAGUAUUACUUUUCCAUUGGUGCAAGACUCCUCAGCCGCAGCUGCUACUUGCGGUAUGAGCUUUACGGGUUUUAUAAUGGUGAAACUGAAGCUGAUACUAAUUUUACUUCAGCCCCUAAUGCUAGGAAAAAGGAAGAGGGUGGUGGGAAAACGCAGAAAAUCACAAUAAUAGCUUCUGUAGCAGCAUUCGUGGCAAUAGUAUUUCUGGGUUCCUGUUUCUACUUUUAUGGAGUUAGCAAGAGAAACAGAAAAAGAUUACCCAUGUGCCACAAUCAAAAUUUCCAAAGCAGAAAUGUUGACCCCAAAGUCUAUAUGGACUUGGCAUCUCUACACGCAGCUACCAACUCCUUUUCUGAUUCAAAUUUGCUUGGACAAGGUGGUUUUGGCCCAGUUUACAAGGGUAUACUGAGUGAUGGAAGAGAAGUAGCAGUCAAGAGGCUUUCAAGCUGUUCUGAACAAGGUUCAGAAGAGUUCACAAAUGAAGUUCUACUUAUAAUGAAACUCCAACAUAAAAAUCUUGUCAGGCUUUUGGGUUUUUGUGUAGAUGGAGAUGAAAAACUGCUUGUAUACGAAUACAUGCCCAACAGCAGUCUAGAUGUCAUUCUAUUUGAUGGCAAGAAACGUGCGCAACUUGGUUGGAGCGUACGUCUAAACAUCAUCAAUGGAAUCGCAAAGGGAAUUCUUUACCUUCACGAGGAUUCUAGACUUAGAAUCAUUCAUAGAGACUUAAAAGCUAGCAAUAUAUUAUUAGACAGUGACAUGAAUCCCAAGAUCUCAGACUUCGGAAUGGCAAGGAUUUUUGCAGGAAAUGAAGGAGAAGCUAAUACUGCUACAAUAGUUGGGACCUAUGGAUAUAUGGCUCCAGAAUAUGCUAUGGAGGGGCUAUACUCAGUAAAGUCAGAUGUAUAUAGCUAUGGAGUACUGUUGCUUGAGAUCAUAACUGGGAAAAGAAAUGCUGGCUUUCAUCAAACCAAACGUGCUCCUGGUCUCCUAGCAUAUGCGUGGCAGCUAUGGAAUGAAGGAAGAGGUGUGGACCUGAUUGACCCAUUAUUAGUGGAUGAUUCAUGUGAAGUAGAUGAAUUUGAAAGAUAUUUGCAGAUUGGAUUAUUGUGCGUUCAAGAAGAUGCAUAUGACAGGCCAACCAUGUCUUAUGUUGUUUUAAUGUUGAAAAGUGAAAGUACAACUCUUUCCCACCCCAAACGACCUGCCUUCUUCAUGGGGAGGUUCACCGAUGAUCGACAUCAUGAUGAAGAUGAAGCGGGUGUUAACAGUUUCUCCGUCAAUGGUCUCACAGUUUCUAAUAUCCACCCACGAUGCAGCACUUUUUUUUUUUUUUUUUUGUUUUUUUUCCCCUCUGUAAUGCAUCAACCAUCAGCGAUGGUUUUCACUACAAUCUUAACGCUUUCAAUGCUCUCAACCCUUUCGGGUGCAGAUCCUCUGUACACAUUCUGUCCAACCAAUUACGGAAAUUAUACUCCUAAUAGCCAAUUUGAAAAUAACCUCAAAAGCGUUCUUAAUGCAUUAUCUUCAAGUCCUAUCCUAACCGAUUCUCUUCCAGGAUUCUCCAACACCUCCAUUAUAGAUAGCUCUGACAGUAGUGUUUAUGGACAAGCACUUUGUAGAGGGGAUAUUGACUUCAAGGCUUGUAAAGUUUGCAUCCAAAGUGCAAGUCAAGAGAUCUUAAACACUUGCAAGACCAAAGAUGGAAUCAUUUGGUAUGAACAUUGUCAGGUGCGAUACUCCUUCCGGAUUUUCUCUUCUUUGAUAGAUAAUAGCGGCAAGUUUCCGGAUCAUAAUAAGCUGGAGAAGAGUGUAUCAAAUCCAGUUCGAUUUGAGAAGGAGUUGAUGGACUUAAUGAACGGCCUCUCGAACCAAACCGUGUCUGAUCCUUCUAAGCGAAUGUUUGCCACAGGAGAAACCAAGUUUUCGGACAAGGAAACAAUUUAUGGUCUGUCACAGUGCACCAGGGACCUCUCUCCAGAUUCCUGCGAUAACUGCCUGCAAGAAACCUUGGGAGAUCUUCAGUAUUGCUGCUCUUCUCAUGAAGGUGGGAUUGUUCUCAGCAAGGGCUGUAACGUGAGGUUUCAGCUGUACAGAUUUUACAACUUUGCUUCAAAGAAAGACAUUCAUCAAGCAGGGUUUAAAUGGAAGAUUUGGACGGUGCUGGUGGUUAUAGGCGCAUCAACUUUGGUAGCAGCAGUUGUAUUUGUGUGCUAUGCUGCAUAUCUCCGGUCGAAUCGAUUACAACAAGAGGAUAAAAGCCAGCAAGCUUUGAUGCAUGAUUUAGCAAGCUCCACGGUUGUCACAAUUACACAAGAUGGAAAUUUUGUCCGUUCUGAGGAACUGCAGUUCGUGGAUCUGAGUACUAUACAAGUGGCUACGGACAACUUUGCAGAUUCAAAUAAGCUCGGACAAGGUGGUUUUGGCACUGUUUACAAGGGUGUGCUAGCUGAUGGGAAGGAAGUAGCUGUCAAAAGACUAUCAAGGAAGUCGUGGCAGGGUUUAGAGGAACUUAAAAACGAGGUCAUACUUAUUGCAAAACUUCAACACCGGAACCUAGUAAGGCUCUUGGGAUGUUGCAUCGAGGGAAAUGAAAAGCUGCUGUUGUAUGAGUACAUGCCUAACAGAAGCCUUGAUAUUUUCAUCUUCGACUCAGAAAGGCGGUCUCAACUUGAUUGGCUGACAUACUACAACAUUAUUUGUGGAAUCGCCAGAGGACUUCUUUAUCUUCAUGAGGACUCUCGGCAUAAAAUAAUUCACAGGGAUCUUAAGCCCAACAAUGUGUUAUUAGACAAUGAAAUGGUUGCCAAAAUAUCAGAUUUUGGGAUGGCAAGGAUAUUUGGUGAAAACCAGAACACAGCUAACACUAAAAGAGUAGUAGGCACAUAUGGAUACAUGGCUCCGGAAUAUGCAAUGGAGGGCCUAUUCUCCAUAAAAUCUGAUGUUUUUAGCUUUGGUGUAAUCUUACUUGAGAUAAUUAGUGGUAAAAAGAAUAGCGGAUUUUACCUCACAGAACAUGCACAGACUCUUCUUGCAUAUAUUUGGCGAUUAUGGACAGACGGAAAAGAAUUGGAAUGUGUGGACCCUCUGCUGAUAGGAUCAAGCCCAAUAGAAGAGGUUGUGAGAUGCAUACAUAUUGGACUUUUGUGUGUCCAAGAAGAUCCAGCAGACAGACCCACCAUGUCAGAUGUGGCUGUGUUACUAGGAAAUGAAUCUUUAUCUUUACCUCUUCCUGAACCAAGACAGCCAGCAAUUGCCGUGGGUAGAGUUGUUCCAGUUGAUCAGACUGAUACAAACCCUUCACUGAAUGGCCUCACUAUUUCAAACAUUUUACCACGCUGACAAUGUUUAUAAUCUGCUUUCUUAUGUAGUGAGAUUGUAUAAUGAAAUGCAUUAUGUAAUACAUAUCAUAAUAGCAUGUUUCAUAAGGAUAUGGGGUGCAAUGUUAACAAUGCAUCUCAGAGAAAGUC